GUGGGAGGUCAGCCUUUCCGCGGGAACGAUACGGCGCCGCGACGACGAUACAACGCCACGCGCUUGGAAUACAUAUUUGCGUCGUUUUUCUGUCCCCCUGUUGUUUCACUCGUCUCUUUCCUUUCCGCCGCCGUCCUCUCGCGAGCCGCCGCGGUCGGCGACGACCGGCGGCUCCGAUCAUCGAUCCGCGCCACGUGAUCGAGAGAUCGAGCGGCCGGUGCCACCAGUGUUGCAGCGAAACUAUUCCGCGGAUUGUCUUUUAGUUCAACCGACUUUCCGUCACGCCAAAUCGGACGAACACCGGCGCGAGGCUUGUGCCGUUUUUGCGUUCGUUACUCCUCGGAAUGCCAGUGAGUGCAGCGCAUCCCUCUCGGGCGAAGAAACGGAGUGCGCGUGAAUGAUCGGCGCGGCGCGAACUGCGUGACGCAGCCGUAAGCGAAACGAAAAUUCGCCCAUUGAAACUCGCGCGUCGACCAGAGGUUGAAAAUGCUUGACAUCGCAGCGAUAUUGCUGGACCCUUUUCUACUUAUCGGCCUCGUCUUCGGUAGCCUGUACUUCUAUCUCACGGCUACCUUUGACUUCUGGGAAUGCCGCGGCGUACCGUACAGAAAGCCGACCGUGCUCGUGGGGAAUUUCGGUCCUCUGCUCCUGUUCCGGAGGUCGCAGCCGGAAGGCGUGAAAGAGAUGUAUCAGUGGUUCAAGGAUGAAAGGUUCUUUGGCGCGUUUCGGGUGAGAUCGCCCGUGCUGAUUCUACGCGAUCCCGAUCUGGUGAGGAGCGUGUGCGUCAAGGAUUUCGCUUGCUUCCUGAAUCGUGGGAUUCCGAUCAAUAGUGAUCAGGAUCCGCUCUCCGGCCAUCUGUUCAAUCUCGAAGGGCGCAAGUGGAAGGGCCUCAGGUCGAAGCUGACACCCGCGUUCUCGUCGGGCAAGCUCAAGCGGAUGUUCUAUCUGCUGGUGGAAUGCUACGAGGAGCUGCAGCGGCUCAUCGACGUGGCGAGCUGCAACGGCGACCGGACGGUCGAGGUGCGGGAGCUGGCCGCGAAAUUCAUCCUCGACGUCAUCGGCAGCUGCGCCUUCGGCAUACAGAUAAACGCGCUCACCGACGAGACGUCCGAGUUUCACAAGUCGGUGAAGAGGCUCUCGAAGCCGAGUUACAAGGCCACCCUCUGGAGGAUGCUACGCACGGCCAUGCCGAGGCUGUACAGGCUGCUGGGCGUGCAGCUAGUCGAUCCUAGUGUGACUCAGUUCUUCAUGCACGUCGUGUCGCAAAUGAUCAGCCAGAGGGAGAGUAACGGGAGCGCGACCAGGCACGAUUUCAUGGACCUGCUAAUCGAGCUGAGAAACAAGGGUACUCUGGACAGUGAAGCCGUUAGUCCGACGAUCUGCAGCGAGGAGGACGUCCAAGCGGCCAAGGAAAUCGAAUUAGAUGAGAACACUAUCGCGGCACAGGCGUUCGGUUUCUUCGCCGCCGGCUACGAAACGUCGUCGAACACGAUCGCGUUUUGCCUCUACGAGCUAGCCUUGAAUCAGGAAAUCCAAGAUAAGGCCAGGCAAGAGGUACACAACGCUAUACGAGCACGAGAUGGGAAAUUAACUUACGACGCGGUGCAGGAAAUGAAGUAUCUCGACAUGGUAAUAUUAGAGACCCUCAGGAAGUAUCCGCCAGCCCCGCUGUUCUCUCGAAGAUGUGAGUACAAGUAUCGAAUACCGAACAGCAAUGUGGAACUGCCGGCCGGCAUGCGGGUCGUCAUCCCGAUUUACGGCCUCCACCAUGACCCGAAUUACUACCCCGAUCCGGCAAGAUUUGAUCCUGACAGAUUCACGGAAGAGAACAAACGUACGCGACACCCCUACACGUUUCUUCCAUUCGGUGAAGGGCCACGAAAUUGUAUAGGCAUGCGAUUCGCGUUGCUGCAAAUCAAGAUGGGGAUAAUAGCGUACCUCAAGGAUCAUCGGGUCGAGAUAUGCGACAAGUCGCCGGUGCCGAUCAAGUUCAGCAGGCGGAGCCUCGUGACCACGAGCGAGACGGGAUUUUGGCUGGCAUUACUCCGUCUUCCUAAAUGCGGAUGCGGUGUUUGAUGUCCAUUUAAACACGGAAAGAACAAUUUUGUUGAAAGGUCUAAAAAUUUUGCUAAAUACAGAUCUGAAGA
Molecule: messenger RNA, 2147 nt
Organism: Wasmannia auropunctata (little fire ant)
Lineage: Eukaryota; Metazoa; Arthropoda; Insecta; Hymenoptera; Formicidae
Product: probable cytochrome P450 6a13
Exons: 6
Coding region: 487-2076 (529 amino acids)
Molecular function (GO): monooxygenase activity; iron ion binding; oxidoreductase activity, acting on paired donors, with incorporation or reduction of molecular oxygen
Source: RefSeq, a predicted model, not a curated record